ACAGAUCGACCGAGUCCAAAUAAUAGACAAAUGAUUCUUUGUAUAGGUUGAGUGUUCUCAAAUGGCUGACACUGCAAAGGAGAUUGUUAAGUCGAAUGGACUUUCAGAUGUUAUAACUGUUUUGAAAGGGAAGAUUGAGGAAAUCGAACUUCCAGUUCCUAAAGUGGAUGUGAUUAUCUCUGAGUGGAUGGGUUUCUUUUUGUUGUAUGAAAAUAUGCUCGACACCGUCUUGUAUGCUCGCAAUAAAUGGCUUGUUGAUGGUGGAAUUGUUCUACCAGAUAAAGCUUCUCUGUAUCUUACAGCCAUUGAGGAUGCUCAUUAUAAAGAAGACAAAGUAGACUUUUGGGAAGACGUGUAUGGGUUUGACAUGUCAUGCAUCAAGAGAAGAGCAAUUACGGAACCACUUGUUGACACGGUGGAUGGAAACCAAAUCGUGACUGAUAGCAAGCUGCUGAAGACCAUGGAUAUCUCUAAGAUGGCUUCUGGAGAUGCUUCCUUCACAGCUCCAUUUAAACUCGUCGCACAACGAAAUGACCAUAUCCAUGCCCUUGUAGCCUACUUUGAUGUAGCAUUCACCAUGUGCCACAAGAAGAUGGGUUUCUCAACAGGACCAAAAUCUCGGGCGACACACUGGAAACAAACAGUGCUGUACCUGGAAGAUGUGUUAACCAUAUGCGAGGGUGAAACAAUCACAGGAAGCAUGACAAUUGCACAAAACAAAAAGAAUCCCAGAGACGUUGACAUAAAGCUCAAUUAUUCUUUGAAUGGCCAACAUUGCAAGAUCUCAAGGACCCACUCCUACAAAAUGCGCUAAAAGCUCUCGGAUGAAAAGGAAAUCCCCAUCAUCUAGAAGCUGAGAGAUGGACAUUACUCAUUUUGUAAUUCUAUUGUUUCCAUUAUCUUAUGACGUUUCAGAACAAAAUGAAUCAGAAAUUUCUUCCCUUGGAAUUUUAUAAACAUUGAACAAAGACAACAAACUAUUAAAGCUAGUUUUCUAUCGUUUACC
Messenger RNA from Camelina sativa (false flax), 1006 nucleotides. NCBI's taxonomy places the organism in Eukaryota, Viridiplantae, Streptophyta, Magnoliopsida, Brassicales, Brassicaceae. The record is from RefSeq and is a predicted model, not a curated record.